Messenger RNA from Sardina pilchardus (European sardine), 2868 nucleotides. It is a transcript of the gene scinla, whose product is annotated as scinderin like a. The coding region runs from base 157 to 2319 and encodes 720 amino acids. The transcript is spliced from 17 exons. NCBI's taxonomy places the organism in Eukaryota, Metazoa, Chordata, Actinopteri, Clupeiformes, Clupeidae. The record is from RefSeq and is a predicted model, not a curated record. Gene Ontology annotation, molecular function: actin filament binding; phosphatidylinositol-4,5-bisphosphate binding. Gene Ontology annotation, cellular component: cytoplasm; actin cytoskeleton. Gene Ontology annotation, biological process: actin filament severing; central nervous system development; barbed-end actin filament capping.
AGCGCCUAACUGUAUAAAUCGGAACAGCGUACAAUGAAUUGGUGCAGAGUCUGGACUACUCAGCAGCAGCAGCGCCUCACAACAUCUGCCCACAUCAGACUGAGAGACGGAUUCAGCAACCCUUCACAAAGCAAACUAACAGCACAUUGAAGCACCAUGGUUUUCCACAAAGAGUUCCAGACGGCCGGGAAGGAGCCCGGUCUGCAGAUCUGGCGGGUGGAGAAGAUGGACCUGAAGCCCGUGCCAAAGCAGCUCUAUGGAAACUUCUACACUGGGGAUGCCUACAUCCUUCUCUACACCACUGCCGCCCCUUCCUACUACAUCCACAUGUGGAUGGGUAAUGAGUGCUCCCAGGAUGAGAGUGGUGCUGCUGCCAUCUUUGCCACCCAGCUGGAUGACUCCUUGGGAGGUGGCCCAGUUCAGUUCCGGGAGGUCCAGAACAAUGAGUCUAUCACCUUCCUGGGCUAUUUUAAGUCUGGGAUCAAAUACAAGAAAGGUGGGGUGGCGUCUGGCUUCCAGCAUGUGGUGACCAACGACAUGAACGUGAAACGCCUGCUGCACAUCAAAGGCCGUCGGGCCAUCAGGGCAGCAGAGGUCAACAUGGCCUGGGCCAGCUUCAACCGCGGAGACUGCUUCAUCAUCGACCUGGGCAAGGAUAUCUACCAGUGGUGUGGUAGUGAGUGCAACCGCUUUGAGCGUCUGAAGGCCUCCCAAGUGGCAAUCGACAUUCGUGACAACGAGCGGAAUGGACGUGCCAAGCUUCAGAUGGUAGAGGAAGGAGGCGAGCCACAGCCCAUCAUUGAUGCACUCGGGCCCAAGCCCGCUAUCCCAGCAGGAACUCCUGACGAUGAGAAUGUUGACAGAGCCAACAAGAAGAAGGGUGUUCUCUACAUGAUCUCUGACGCUGCAGGCUCCAUGAAGACCUCUCUGGUGGCCCAGGCCAGCCCCUUCAAACAGGAAAUGCUCUCACCCAGCGAGUGCUACAUUCUGGACAACGGCGUGGACAACAAGAUCUUCUUGUGGAAAGGACCAACUGCAAACACUGCUGAGAGGAAGGCUGCCAUGAAGGCUGCUGAGCAGUUCAUCAAAGAGAAGAACUACGCCAAAAACACUCAGAUCCAGGUGAUGCCGGCUGGCGGAGAGACCACCCUCUUCAAGCAGUUCUUCUCCAACUGGAAGGACAAGGAUCAGACCACCGGACCUAGCCAGGCCUACACCAUUGGGCGCAUUGCCCGCGUGGAGCAGAUCCCCUUCGACUCCUCCUCUCUCCACUCCAACAAAGCCAUGGCAGCCCAACACGGCAUGGUGGAUGAUGGCUCUGGGAAAGUCCAGAUCUGGCGUGUGGAGGGAGGGGAGAAGGUUCCCGUGGACCCAUCCAGCUAUGGCCAGUUCUUUGGAGGAGACUGCUAUCUGAUCCUCUACUCAUACCGCACGGGAGGGCGCGAUCAGCACAUCAUCUACACCUGGCAAGGCCUGAAGUGCACUCAGGAUGAGUUGGCUGCGUCUGCCUUCAUGACUGUUAAACUGGAUGACUCAAUGGGUGGGGCUCCUGUCCAGGUACGUGUCACUCAAGGCCAAGAGCCCGCCCACCUGAUGAGUCUGUUCAAGGGCAAGCCAAUGAUCAUCCACCUGGGCGGGACCUCCCGCAAGGGGGGGCAGAGCCGUGCUGGGAGCACCCGCCUCUUCCACAUCCGCCAGAGCACCACCCGUGCCACUCGUGCAGUUGAGGUGGAGCCCUCUGCUGCCUUCUUGAACACCAACGAUGUGUUUGUGCUGAAGACGCCCGACUCCAUGUUCCUGUGGAGGGGCGUGGGUGCCACAGAGGAAGAGAUGGCCGCGGCCAAACAUGUCACCAGCUUCCUGGGAGGAAGUGCAACUGAGAUGGCAGAGGGCAAGGAGCCUGCUGCAUUCUGGUCUGCCUUGGGCGGGAAGCGCGAAUAUCAGUCCUCUCGAUCUCUUCAGAAGACAGUGAAGCCCCCACGCCUCUUUGGCUGCUCCAACAAAACAGGCCGUCUCAUUGCGGAGGAGGUCCCUGGAGAUUUCAAUCAGACAGAUUUGGCCACUGAUGACGUGAUGCUCCUGGAUACUUGGGAGCAGAUCUUCCUCUGGAUUGGCAAUGAGGCCAAUGAAGUGGAGAGAACUGGAUCGGCUAAAAUUGCUAAAGAGUACGUGGACUCUGAUCCCUCUGGCCGGCACGGAACUCCUAUCGUCACCAUCAAGCAAGGCGCCGAGCCGCCAACCUUCACCGGCUGGUUCCAGGCCUGGGACUCCAAAAUGUGGGACACUGACCCUCUGGAGCGCAUCCGGGCUCGCUUCUAAAGCUCUUAAACCCUCACCACAUCCCAGCCCAACCCACCCUGCAUGGCCAAGCCCCCACCUCUUCAUUAUCCACAGCUAAAGAGAUCUGCAGGCUCUUGACUGCAGCUGGAUCUUCAAGGUUAAAACAGUGCCUUACACUUAACAUUUCCAUGCAGUAACACUGCUGGAAAGGUUCUUUAUGCAGUAUACAAACACUUGUUUUUACUUUGUUUAUAUAUAUAUUUGCUAGUUCAUGUGAUAAGUGCCAAAACCAGAACACGUGGAGUAUUAAAUGUGGCCUUUUUGAGGAUUUUUACUGUAGUUUUAUGUCAUGCAUGAAGUUUGCCUGUUUCUCCAACAGUUUUUAAAAACACUCCGAAAAAUGAAAACAUGGUGCUUUAAAAGCAUUCAGUCAGUGUUUUAAGGAUGUAUAACAUCACUCAAAGGUGAUGUCAGGCCACUGUGCAGUUUCUUUUCUGUGUGCCAUUUUAUUUUUUAAGAAAAUGUAUCUGAUUUUUUAAAUCAUGUAACAGUAGCAGAUUUGUAAUAAAAACAAACUGCUUUUUGCUA